Messenger RNA from Struthio camelus australis, 7194 nucleotides. It is a transcript of the gene SYN3, whose product is annotated as synapsin III. Gene Ontology annotation, biological process: neurotransmitter secretion. Gene Ontology annotation, molecular function: ATP binding. Lineage: Eukaryota; Metazoa; Chordata; Aves; Struthioniformes; Struthionidae. The record is from RefSeq and is a predicted model, not a curated record. Gene Ontology annotation, cellular component: synaptic vesicle membrane; synaptic vesicle.
CUGCUAGUGUGCUGUGAAUGUGAAGCAGGAGGGAUUGGCAGUUUGUGUGCAAGAAGGAAAGCAAAAAGGUCCAGGGCCUCCGGAUUAGCAGCUAAGGAAAGGAGAGAAAGAAAAUAUAUCUGAAAAACAAAGGUGUAUUUCUCCAGUAGGAUUUCAAGGGCUGCCUGUCUGCCCGGACUACAGGGAAGUAUCCUCCAGGCACCACGCACGCAGACGUAUUCCUCUGGAUUAGCGACACUGUUAUUUAGUCUUGCUCUUGCUGAGAAGGCUUCCACACAACACUUCAACGAUGAAUUUCCUCCGAAGGCGUCUCUCAGACAGUAGUUUUGUGGCUAAUUUGCCCAAUGGCUACAUGAUGGACCUGCAACGCCCUGACAACUCCACUAGCUCUCCAGUUUCUCCUGCCACGGAGAGAAAGCAUCCGCAGCCACCACAGCCAUCCCACUCUUCCUCUCCGGGCACCAGCAUCUUCAGCUCCAUCUCUAGCGCCAUGAAACAAACCACACAAGCAGCCGCAGGACUAAUUGAUCACUCGGCCAGCUCCGCACCACCUGUGGCCCAGAAACCCAAGAUCCUCUUGGUGAUCGAUGAUGCACACACAGACUGGGCCAAAUAUUUCCAAGGGAAGAAGGUGAAUGGAGAAUUUGAUAUCCGAGUGGAACAGGCUGAGUUCUCCGAGCUGAACCUGGCUGCUUAUGUCACUGGCGGCUGCAUGGUGGACAUGCAGGUCACGAGGAAUGGCACCAAGGUGGUAAGGUCCUUCAAGCCUGACUUUGUUCUGAUCCGGCAGCAUGCCUACAGCAUGGCGCUGGGAGAGGACUUCCGCAGCCUCAUCAUCGGCCUCCAGUACGGUGGUAUCCACACAGUCAACUCCCUCUACUCCAUCUACAACUUCUGCAGCAAGCCCUGGGUGUUCUCUCAGCUCAUUAAAAUCUUCAACUCGCUGGGUCCUGAGAAGUUUCCCCUCGUGGAGCAAACGUUCUUCCCAAGCCAUAAGCAGAUGCUCACAACCCCAAAUUUUCCCGUAGUGGUCAAGCUGGGACAUGCUCAUGCUGGAAUGGGGAAGGUCAAAGUUGAGAGCCAAUAUGACUUCCGGGACAUGGCUAGCAUAGUAGCCAUGGCAAAAACCUACGCCACCACCGAGCCGUUCAUCGACUCCAAGUACGACAUCCGAAUCCAGAAAAUCGGCAGCAAUUACAAGGCUUACAUGAGGACAUCCAUCUCUGGAAACUGGAAGGCAAAUACAGGUUCUGCCAUGCUAGAACAGAUUGCAAUGACAGAGAGGUACAGACUCUGGGCGGACGCCUGCGCAGAAAUGUUUGGAGGUCUUGAUAUUUGUGCCGUCAAAGCUGUCCACAGCAAAGAUGGAAAAGACUAUAUCAUUGAGGUGAUGGACAGCUCAAUGCCUCUGAUUGGGGAGCAUGUGGAAGAGGACAGACAGCUUAUAGCAGAUCUGGUUGUUUCCAAAAUGAGUCAGCUUGUCAUAACUGCUGGAUCUACCCCAUCACCGCUGAGGUCUUGGCCUCAAGUUCAGCCUCAGUCAGUGAAAUCUCAGCCUGGAUCUCAGCUCGGACAACUGUCCCAACCACGGCCUCCUCCACAAGGUGGACCACGCCAGCCUCAGGGAUCUCAGCCUCCACGGACAAGCGCACCACCCCAGCAACGGCUUUCUCCUCAAGGACAGCAGCCCCAGAGUCCCCAGUCCACUUCACCUCAGCAACAAAGGUCACCUGGAUCUCCACAGCAAGUCCGAUCAGCGACUGGGUCCUCCCCAGUGCAGGCUUCCAAGGCAGGCAUCUUUCCACCACAGCAGCCUAGACCUCCUGCUCAAGGCCGGGCCCCUAGCCAGCCAAGCCCCACUGACGUGUCCAAGCAGCAGGCCACUCCACACCCACAUCUGAACAAAUCACAGUCCCUGACAAACACCUUCAGCAUAUCUGAAUCAUCUCAGCGAGGAAAUGCCAAUGAAGAUGAAGCAAAAGCUGAGACCAUCCGCAAUCUGAGGAAAUCGUUUGCUAGCCUGUUUUCCGACUAAUAGCCCUGCAGCCAGAUCUGUGCUUUUGUCAGCCUUCACUCUUCAUAUCAGCCCAACCUGAUGUCAUCCCAGAAUGUAAUCGAUGCUACCUGGUGAUUCACACAAAGAUUUCAACUAAUACCUGGGUAAAAGGAAUUUAGAAACCUAUAGUUGUUCUAAUUAAAAAAAAAAAAAAUCCAGUAACGGUCUGAAAAGUGACUGUAUAAAAGUGGCACUAUUUCAUUGUUCUUUGUGAAUACUCAGAAUUACAUCUGCUCGAAUGACUGAGUUGUAAAGCAAAUUUUAUUCCUGCUAACCCCUGUGGAGUCAACACAGUUAUUUAUGACAGUGCAAACUAGAUUUUAUGUUAUUUGUAUAUAGUCAAUACAAUUGUUAACUUGCAAGUACAGAACCCUUGUUGAGGCUGAGCUAAAAAGAACAUAGGCUGAUUUCAGAAACAGAUUGCAAACAUGGUGUUAAGAAUAAACAUUCAUUGACUGAUAAACGUGAGCAUGCCUGAGCAUGGAAACAGCGUGAAUUGAACUUCAUGAUACCAACUUGAUAAAAAGUCACUUUUCAGAGCAAAACUCCAUUCAAGCAAAAUGUGGUACCAGGCGUCAGUAAACGCCAAAGAUCACAUGAGCAGAGCAUCCAGAGGGACUGCAGGUCUGCUCCAGAUCUCUCUGCUCAUAGCAAUUAAAAUGUCUCUGUUUCAUGCCUUGCAUUUAUGUUCCCUGCAUGUGAUUCUUGAGUUCUGAGAGAAAAAUGUCACAUUCUAACCUUGGAGCCUUAGCUCAAAAAUAACCUGAGAAAUGGGCCUUCCACACAAAAAAACAACCUCUUCCCCUGCCCUCAGAAACACCACAGAGUUCAUAUCCACAGUUCACACAAAUUCCAGAUAAAACCCGGCUCAACUCCAAGUACUUUGGUGACUUGGUCACAUCUGGCUAAAUGCGCCCCCCGGGAACAAGCACAAUUAAUAGCAGAGCUGAUGAAGUGCACAUACCCAUGUGCUGAGUGUUCCAUAACGCAAAAUGGAUAGAGAGAUGGAGUGAAACCCUGUCUCCCUCCUUGAACUCCCAUUGACUUCACAAGGGUGAGUGCAAAAUGAAUACAAGUUGACAGACCUCUGACAGAACCGAAAACUAGCAUUUAGAAAUAAGAUGAGCCAGGGUAGAUCCAGUGACUCCAGGCAAUGGGAAAGCAAUAUAUCCAUAUAAACAUGCAGGCGUGUUUAGUUUAAACUGGAAGGCCAUGCACAUGAUUGACCCAAGCAGGUAAUGAUCAAUAUUAGAUGUCCUCCCUCACCACCCACAGGGAUUAUUCUUCUGGAGAAGUCAGAGAUGGAAGAAAAACAGUAUUUCUUUGCCUGCCUUACUUUCCCUCCAAGCCUCUAAUACAGAAUGGAGUAGCAUUUGAGCGCAAACGGGGACUGGGUCGUGGCAAAACCAGGAGUGGCACAAGCUACGUUUGCAAUUUAAACAAUUUGGUGUAAAUCAGUAUAGCUAUGGCUAUUUCCACCUGCUGAGAUAAUCUAGCCCUUGAACUGUGGUAGUUCUGUUUAUAACACACCUAAUGAAAACACCAGUUCCCAUAGCACCAUCUGACAGACAUGAGACAGGGCUCUAUGAGGAGGCAGGCAAACCUGCUCGAUUUUUCCUCAGGCUUUGCCAAGUAGCUUGGUCACAAACCGUGCAUACAGUUUCAAAGCCUGACUUUUGGCUUUGUGUCUCCCUCUACAACUCCCCAUGGGUUACACUUAGGAGCACCAGUGGACGUAAGUAAGUUAAAAACUUUCCAGCCAAUGGCACAGAUCUUUGCUGUGACUUAAACAGGGAGAUCCUCAAAGCAGCAACAGCAGCAUUUGCCAUCUCGGAUCUUAUGAUUUACAGAUCACGGUGGGAAUGAAGCCAAACAAACAAUUCCUUCCUGUACAGCACCUGUAAUGAACAUCUAGAUCCAAUCUGGACCUAGUAUAACCUACCCCUGAACAGGCAGGCCUUUACACAUAUAAUGGCUUUCACGACCUGCGCACUUUCAGGCAAGCAACUUGCACAGCUUUUCCAGGUUGGAAGGCUCUUAAGGGACUCAUCUGGAUCAAUGAUUUAUAUCUCAAGUUCAGUAUUAAAGAACCACCUUAUUCCCCGAUGAUUUGUCUUUUUUUUUUUUUAGUCUAUGUUGUCCUUCCAGGUUUGCUAAGCAGCUUACAACAUAGCAUCAUAAAUAGAUGUCAUUGUAGGAGAAAGAAAACAGACCCUGCUGUUUUGCAGUCUCCAGGAGCAAUAAAAGAGCGACAAAUGGCCUUGAGCAAACACUGUCCCACUGGCAAGAACAAUAGCAAAUUAACAGGCUCCACUAUGUGGAGAGGAAGCAAUGCAACCCUGGUGGGAGAGGAUUUCCUUCUGUAACACUUUCCUCAGCAUAACUUAUCCCUUUCUCUGCUAAAUGUUUGCAGGAUACACCAGGGAUGCACAGACAAAAAAAAAAGUUGAUUACCAGAAUCCUCAACUGCGCCAACCCCCAAAUGUUACGUCUCUCUUCCUAACGCAAUCUACACAAAAUUCAAAUAAAUAACGACUAGGAUGGCAUAGCUCUUUAAAGCAACCCCAAUUAAUCACUGAAACCACAACGGUUGGAUCACUUGCUGAGGCUGCAGUUGAAUACAGCAGGGCUCUCCUCCAACUCACCACUGCAACAGGAUAGCACUGUUGACUUGAUACCCAGCAGUGACUUAGAUCUCCUCAGUCAUACAUCUGCCUGCAGUGCCCAGCUGUCAUCUUUCAAGGGGUAGGCAAACCAAAUGGCAUCUCCCCUCCCCCCAGCUCCAGCUUGCAAAAACAAGUAAAAGCAAAAUUCACUAUCAGCUUAACUUGGUUACUCCUAUAGCUCCCGAAAAGCAUUUUCAGUUAUGUCCACAAAAGUGCUUUAAAAGAGCACACUGAACUGAAUUCCUAAGUCAAAAUAAUGAAAUUCCAUAAAGCGUUUAAUGUUGAUGAAAUGAUGUUUCAACAGUACAUGCAACUUCAGUGUACACCUAUGAUCUUCACACAUUAGAUGUUGUGGCGAGCGGAUUCACAAAUGCAGUAUCAGCUACUUAGGUUGUCGUCUUUGACGCAGGGUUUCUCUUCCAAAAUCCCUGCAAUCUAACAAAGCAAAAGAGAGAGGGAAUACAAGAGGUAUAGUCUCCAUUUUAUGAAAGAGGAACUGAAGUAUACCCAAAAGGUAUUUAAGUAUCAAAAUAUAUCACCUGAAGUUUAGGUGAGGCAGUAAGAAGGCAACAGAGAAGUUGGUAAAUUGAAAUUACAUCUAAAUUACAGGGCAGACAUGCUUCACAGCAUGCCUUAGGGUCUUUAUCCCACAGCUCUCAAAAUUGAGCACCUGGUCAGAGCACGCUGGGUUUCCCUUUUGUCUUUGCACACUUAAAUUUUCGUCACAUGGAGACCAGGAAACGUGAAUGGGGGAGUGUAUUUGGAUUCAGCUCAAAGAGCUGGGAAACAGCUAAGACACCCACUCAUAUCCACCACCUGGAAAACAAUUCUCCAUUUUACUGUUCAGAUAUACACUGAAGAACAUUUUGACUUUCUUAGAAUACCUAGGUGUGGUAUUUCAAGAGGUAAUAUCAUUCAAGUUCCCAAGCAGUUAAAUGUCUUGUAUAAGGUUAAGGCUGAAAAUAGCAAUCCCGCACUGAUAACUGCAGCUGUCCUUUUUUCUCUUUCACCAUUCAUAAACAUAAGACCUUAUGCACUGCAUAUGGCCAGGUUAUAUAACCUGGCUGUCUAAAGUUUCAUUAAAAAAAACAAACAAACAAACAAACGCACGCCAAGGACAACAGUUCCUGAUUUCCAGUUGACUGUUAGCAGCAGCCCUAACAGCACUGCCUACAGGCAAGCAGUAAAAGUAAGAAAUGACCAUUUGCAGGCAUUCCAUUUUUUGUGGUUUCCUCUUCUGCAGGAGUCACAAAAGACAAUGACACAUAUACCUGCUUUAGGGGGCUGGCAAAUUAUCAAAAUAAGUAGCUAAUUUGUAAGCAUAUUCUCUGUUUUGUCUUCUAAUUCUGUACUAAGUUUGGCCAUGAGAUGUUCACAUUGUAUUUCAUUCUUGUUUUAGGAAUUAUUAACAAAACUGUUUAGAGAACUGGACAGUUGAGGAUAAUCAGAUUCUUUCAAUUGGCUCACAGUGCCUUCACUACAACACAAAGGAACCAUGAAAAAAGGGAAGGAAUAGCUUCAGGUUCAGUUCAUUUCUUGAUAAACAAACGUCCAAAUGACAAAAUACGGUUUAAAUAGAAGCUGUGGCAUUAGCCUGGGGGAAGAACGACCCAGUUGCCUUCAAGGCAGAAAAGGCCCAACUCCAGAGCAGUGCAUACCACACCAGCAGAACAGGCAUUGUGGAUGUCAUCAAGGCACUAGUACCGUGGGGCAGCACUGGUACCAGUGUUACCUGAGAUUAACAUCUCACACAUACAUACAGACAUCAUUGUUCCCAGGAAAAACUUGAAAAGGUAAGGAGAAUAAGUUACAAGCAAAUUCUUGUACUAAUUAAAGUUGUGUACCUUUAUGAAUAGUAUGGAUGCAUUGCUGAAGCACUCAUGACGCUGGCAGAAAGAUACAACACCAAUGCAGCAGAGAUUUUCCUUUUUCAGAUCAUUGUCAGUGGAAUAUAAAGAAUCACCGUCAGCUAAGAGGCUUGACUAUACAUUUCACUUAAGUGAAAACUGUAUUGGAAUAAGGCAAUUAAAACCAGUACAGGUAAACGUUAAAUUAAGGCAAGUCUUGGUACUGAAGGGGAAUUGGUAUCCUCAAACUCUACAGAGACAUAUUCUUAAGUGAUUGACAGGAUUUGCAGUGGUAUCCGUUACUGUGAUGCAAGAAGGGAAGAAAGAAAUACAGCUUUUGACAGCAAAAAAAAAAAAAAAAAAAAAUUUACCCCAACUGGAGCUAAUGGCAAAGCUUUCUGACUGAAGUCAGUUGAUACAAGACGAGAAGAAUCACUGAAAUAUGACCUGAUAAGUAUUAAAUACAAGCUGUUUUAUCAAUAACAGGAAAUGUCAUUCUAUUUCCACUAUUUGAAUUCCAAAGUGAUUUUAGAAAAUAAUUAAAUAUCAGCUGCCACAACAGUAAUCAGUAUCAUUUACUCUUUCAGAAAUACUGAGCUCAAUCCAUACCAAAAAAAAAAAAAAA